Rotaria sp. Silwood2 is the source of this 480-nucleotide messenger RNA. The record is from the annotation of a GenBank genome assembly. Lineage: Eukaryota; Metazoa; Rotifera; Eurotatoria; Philodinida; Philodinidae.
AUGUAUCCAUGUGAUAAUAUUUUAUGGGACUAUACGAAAAAUGGAUGUGGCUAUGCAAAUUGUUAUUUAAUUUUUGAUAAGUUUCUCGCAACAUUUGAUUGCAUAUUCAAUGGAGCUGUACCGACUGUCUUAAAUGCGCUUGCUAAUAUAUUACUUUUCAUGCGUUUCAUUUUACAGAAACGUCGUAUGCGACAAACGAUGAAUUGGCAACGACAAUGGCGCAUGGCAACACAAUUGUUCUAUGUUUCCAGUAUUUAUAUAGUUGCUUUUUUCCCACCAAUGAUCGUCAGUCUUGUUCAAAUACUUGGCUAUCCGAAUUUCCUUGUCGAUGUACAAAAUAAUUAUUUAAAUGAACUUAUUAGUUCCGUAGAGUUUGUACUUCCGUGGAUUUAUCUGAUUCUUUUUUCCGAAUCGCUCAACUGGAUAAAAACUCUCUAUCGUCGACGGCUUGCAACUGUCGCAGCAUUAACUACACGCUGA